This is a messenger RNA of Phymastichus coffea, 2084 nucleotides long. RefSeq names its product ankyrin-1-like. Gene Ontology annotation, molecular function: protein binding. The record is from RefSeq and is a predicted model, not a curated record. The transcript has 2 exons. Bases 371 to 2059 code for a protein of 562 amino acids. NCBI's taxonomy places the organism in Eukaryota, Metazoa, Arthropoda, Insecta, Hymenoptera, Eulophidae.
ACUGGACGGUGAUGAUUUAUUUUUCAAUACAGUAAGAUACGAUCUCCUUCAUUGCCAUACUCUAAGUAUCCCUCCGGCCCAUAGAAGCGAAAUUUUCACAUUUCAGUGAAAAUGCAGUCGCAGUGGGAGUCCGUUAAUAGCCUUCUUGGUCUUAGACUAUGAUGUCUUUAGUCCUAGAAAGUAGGAAAGGAUGGCAAAACUGACCUAGAGUAUAAAAACUCAAGCCAUCUUCCCUGGAAUAUUUUAGUCUGUCCUACGCUUUCGUAGAGUACGCAUCUCUGACUGAGUCUGGUGAAAAACUAGUACCUACCAUUGCUCAUUCGAUUUUAUAAGCUUUGUUUGUUAUUCUAAUAAUUCAGAGUAUUACAAAAUGGCGUUUUACGAACGACAUGGAAAGAAAUAUUUUGCCGACCAACUAAUAGAAUCUUUAAGAUGUGGUGAAAAACAGACGGUUGUGCAUCUAAUACAAGAUGUUGCGGCAGAUGAACUGGUAGACUGUCACCGUGUAACUUUACUACAUCUGGCUGCCAAGUACAAUAAUGCGGAAAUAGUAAAGUAUUUGAUAAAUCACGGGUCAGUAAUUGACGCCGUCGACGAUGGCGAAACGACGCCGCUCAUAACAGCCGUGAAGGAAGAGAGCGUCAAAGCAGUGAAAACACUACUGGAGGAAGGUGCAAGUUUCUAUCCAUCUCAGUUUUACGAAAAGUGUGCACUUAACGUAGCUGUAAAAUUGUCGAAAACACCGAGAAGCUUGAAGAUAUUUAAGCAAUUUUUCUACAAAAUAUCGCUCGAUCUCGCCAACGGACAUUUCAGCAUUAACGAAUUGGCGAAUAAACUGCGACAAGCCGAGUGUCCUUUAUAUCGAGCUGUCUUUUUGUACGAUCCCGAAGUGACGAAAGCGUUGAUCGAUUUCGAACCUGACUGCCUUAAUUCUCAGGACCCCGAUACCGGAAACACUGCGCUACACGAAGCCGCUAAUCAAUCGGACAUUGCAAACAUGCUAGUACUCUUGCAAAAUGGAGCUAAUAUCAAUAUUAAAAAUUAUAAGGGGAAAGAACCGAGGGUUCUUAAGUUCUGUUACAACAUGGAAAUAUUGAGGCUACUGUUGAAAAGAAAUAUCGCGUGGGAGGAGUCAGAGAACGACUGCAAAGCUAUGAAGCUAAGUUACAUUUUAUGCAAAUGUUCAAAAGCAGGUGUGGAACUAUUUUUACAAUACUAUAAUAUAAAUUUCCUGACGAGAGAUAACUACGAGAGGACGCCGUUAUAUUAUUUAAUCGAAAACAAGAAUACCGAUGUAUUGGAGUUAUUUCAGUACAACGACUUUGACGUGAAUGCCCUUGACCGAAGCAAUCAUUCUGCGUUGCAUAACGCUGCGCUUCGCGGCAAUUCGAUCUGCACUUGCUUUUUAUUAGAAAAGGGUGCCGACCCGAAUAUUCGAAGUGACCGUAACUACACUCCUUUAUUUUGUGUCGUCCAGCAGACAAAUGGUGAUUACAGUUCCAGAAAGAAGUGCAUUGAAUUUCUCUUGUUAUUCGGAGCUGAUCCGGAGCAUCAGAAAGAUGGAGAAACAGUGAUCGGUGUGGCUCAACAACUUGGAGUAUCCGAUUUGAUAGAGCCGGUGCUAGCACAUUUAGCACUGAUGGAGUCUGAAAACAAGUCUAUCUCCGAAAUAAAUCGGACGAUAAUCGCUUCGUGUGAAACGACAAAAGACUAUUACGACUGUUGCUUAAUUAGUCUUCUACGUUUGAAACAAGAGAGGCUUUAUCGCUCGCUAACAACGUAUACGUUUCUUAUUUCGGAUGAUUGCACGCUAGCGCGCUACGUUGAUAUACCAUCUGUUUCAGACCGGUUCUCGAAAGAAGAAAUACACUAUAAUUCAUACUACAACGAAAUUUUGAAAAGACGCUUUAAGAAAGCUGUUGAGAUUCAAAGCUUAAGAAAGUUUGCCAUACAUCAUUUGAGCGAUAUCUUUGAAAUUUGGUCUUCGGACAGUCCCAUCCUACAGUCAAUAGUCAACUGUUUAAAGUAUGAAGAAUUGGUGUUAUUGCAAGAAGAUUGAUGCCACAGUAAUCACUGUAAUCACC